ACAGAUGAUGUCCAUGGACGAAUAGGAGAGCAUACUUUUGCACCAAAUGAAAGGUAUUGUGUUUAUUAUUCUUCAAAUGUUUUUCACAACACGCAGGGUUUUGACAAUUGAGGAAUAUCACUUGGAUGUUCCCCAGUUUUAGCUGGGGGAUAUUCAGUCAUGUGAUGCGCUUAGACCGAUCACACGGAAGUGAAAAUAUUUGAUGGAUUAUAAUAAAUGAUAUCCACCUAACAAACCACUAUCCAGUGUUAAGUGUUGACAAACUAAACUACACUAACUGCUGGAUAGUGAUUUAUGCGUUGGGUAGCAUUUUCUAGCCUUUGAACAACUGGGGGGCAAAGGCAGAGAGGGGUGCUGCAAAAAUAGUUUCUCAAGAGCAAAUGCAAUAACUGCAGUCUGUACUCAAACUCAGCCGAGCAACUUCAUCCAGAAUGUAACACAGUGGUGGAACUAACCAUUGAACCAUGAUAUUUAGAUAAGAUUAAUAGAAAACACACACAAAAAAAAUUAUCAGAGUGUAUCGAAGAAAAAAUAACUCAAAUAGAACCGCAGAAGGUGAUCCUACGUCCUGGAGGAAAUUGAAAUCUCUGAACCAGUGUUAGCUUUAAUAAUAAUCAUAUAACUUGACAGUCUUGCCAAGUUGUUGUGAAAAAAUUGAGGUAGGAAAGGAAUCGGGGCAACACAACAAUAUUUGUCAUGCUUUUUAAAUGUGUUAAAAUGAAAAUCUUGCAACACAAACCUUUGCCCUAGAUCUCGAAAGUCCAACAGCUAGCGCCAUCUUUGGUAUGGAUUCUCAAAGCAUCCUGGGUAAGCUCAAGAGUUAUUUGAAGCAUGGACUGUUUUGAAGGACAGCCGCUGUCCACAUAUGUUAAAUGAGACCGAUAUCGCCGAUAUGAUGUCGCGGUGGUUCCGAAAAUACACACGGAAAAACGAAAUGACUGCCAUAGGGAACAACAUCCUUUCCGACCCGACCAGUGAUGGGAAUUUCUCCACAACAGACAACGAUGUCGCGACAGAGCGACCCUCCAGUCCUGUGUACAGUUAUGAAGAAUUCGGUGAUAGAAUGAAUCCUGUGAACAGUGACCAGAGCUUAACACAGACUUGUCCAACAUGUGGAGGCACGGGCAGGCUCACGAAAGAACAAGAACAUGACUUGGUGGCACUGAUUCCUGUAAGAGACAGUCGACUUCGACCAAGGAGAACGGUGCUGUAUCUUUUAGUGGCUGUGUUUCUUUGUUUGACAGUCUGCACAGUUGUUGCCGUCAUUUUCUUCCCCAGAAGUAUAUCAAUCAAAUUAGUCAGUGCGUCUCCUAAAAAUAUCAGUAUUCCAAAGGCAAAUGAGACUGAUCCUUUCAUCAUUAUAAAUUGUACGACUUUGAUCAAGAAUGACAACUUUUUUGAGGCACAUUUGGAUAACAUGACCGUACAAGUGAACUGGAACAACUACGUGGUAGCUGACCCAGACAUGCCGGGAACUAUCAAAGUUCCGGCACGCUCAAGUCUUAAUGUAUGUUAAUAAACAAGGGAGAGUUUAUCUGUUUUUAUAGCGCGACUACUCGAUCUGGACGACCUAGAAGAAAACUAACCAAUCAAAACGUAAACAGAGAACAAUGGACUAGUAGCUUCUGGCGACGGCAAAUAACGGUCUGUUUGAAGUGAAAACAUAUUAAAACAUUAUCGACUCUUCUGCGUUAUAUACACUCUUAGAUAUUCAGUCCUUGGCGGCGAAUUAUCAUAAUUGUAAGUCUCGCUCGAAAAAUUUAGCUUGAAAACUCAUUUUGCAACAACUAAACGGACAAAAAGAAAACGAAACCGUUAAAAAGCGUACAAAAUUUAAGAUCGAAUCUCACCAGUCAACAAAUGGCAAAGUUUCCUGAGAAGUUCACAGCACCUCGCGUUUUGUUGGGUUUUCA
This is a messenger RNA of Orbicella faveolata, 1913 nucleotides long. RefSeq names its product transmembrane protein 106B-like. The record is from RefSeq and is a predicted model, not a curated record. Lineage: Eukaryota; Metazoa; Cnidaria; Anthozoa; Scleractinia; Merulinidae.